Molecule: messenger RNA, 1844 nt
Organism: Dama dama (fallow deer)
Lineage: Eukaryota; Metazoa; Chordata; Mammalia; Artiodactyla; Cervidae
Product: disks large-associated protein 4-like
Exons: 6
Coding region: 639-1844 (401 amino acids)
Biological process (GO): signaling
Cellular component (GO): glutamatergic synapse; postsynaptic specialization
Molecular function (GO): molecular adaptor activity
Source: RefSeq, a predicted model, not a curated record
GCCUGGACCCACCACACGAGCCCCUGUUCACCGGGCCUGACCGCAACCCCUACCUGCUAUCGCCCACGGAGGCCUUUGCCCGCGAGGCCCGCUUCCCCGGGCAGAAUGCCCUGCCAGGGGAUGGCCUCUUCCCGCUCAACAACCAGCUGCCGCCGCCGAGCAGCACCUUCCCCCGAAUCCACUACAACUCCCACUUCGAGGUGCCAGAGGAGAGCCCCUUCCCCAGCCACGCCCAGGCCACCAAGAUCAAUCGGCUGCCUGCCAACCUACUGGACCAGUUUGAGAAGCAGCUGCCCAUCCAUCGCGAUGGUUUUAGCACGCUCCAGUUCCCUCGCGGGGAGGCCAAGGCCCGGGGCGAGAGUCCUGGCCGCAUUCGCCACCUGGUCCAUUCCGUCCAACGGCUCUUCUUCACCAAGGCGCCCUCUCUGGAGGGCACGGCAGGCAAGGUCGGUGGCAAUGGCGGCAAGAAAGGUGGCCUGGAGGACGGCAAGGGCCGGAGGGCCAAGAGCAAGGAGCGGGCCAAGGCCGGGGAACCCAAGCGGCGCAGCCGCUCCAACAUCUCGGGCUGGUGGAGCUCCGAUGACAACUUGGAUGGUGAAGGUGGCGCUUUCCGCAGCAGCGGCCCGGCCUCGGGACUGAUGACGCUCGGCCGCCAGGCGGAACGCAGCCAGCCCCGCUAUUUCAUGCACGCCUACAACACCAUCAGCGGGCAUAUGCUCAAAGCCGCCAAGAACAACACCACUGAGCUGACCGCCCCGCCACCCCCGCCCGCACCCCCGGCCACCUGCCCCAGCCUUGGGGUAGGCACCGACACCAACUAUGUCAAGCGGGGCUCCUGGUCCACUCUGACCCUCAGCCACGCCCACGAGGUCUGCCAGAAGACCUCGGCCACCUUGGAUAAGAGCCUGCUAAAGUCCAAAUCGUGCCACCAGGGUCUCGCCUACCAUUACCUGCAGGUGCCCGGCGGCGGCGGCGAGUGGACCACCUCGCUGUUGUCCCCGCGCGAGGCGGACGCCACGGCCGAGGGCCCCAUCCCGUGCCGGCGAAUGCGCAGCGGCAGCUACAUCAAAGCCAUGGGCGACGAGGACAGUGACGAGUCCGGCGGCAGCCCCAAGCCCUCCCCCAAGACGGCGGCGCGGCGCCAGAGCUACCUGAGGGCCACUCAGCAGUCUCUGGGAGAGCAGAGCAAUCCCCGCAGGAGUCUAGACCGCCUGGAUUCCGUGGACAUGUUGCUGCCCUCCAAGUGUCCGAGCUGGGAGGAGGACUACAACCCCGUCAGCGACAGCCUCAAUGACUCCAGCUGCAUCAGCCAGAUUUUUGGACAGGCCUCCCUGAUCCCCCAGUUGUUUGGCCACGAACAGCAGGUCCGGGAGGCAGAUCUGAGCGACCAGUACGAGGCGGCCUGCGAGUCGGCCUGCAGUGAAGCGGAGUCGACUGCGGCUGAGGCUCUAGACUUGCCGCUGCCCAGCUACUUCCGCUCCCGCAGCCACAGCUACUUGCGCGCCAUCCAGGCGGGCUGCUCGCAGGAGGAGGACAGUGUUUCCCUGCAGUCCCUUUCCCCACCGCCCAGCACCGGCAGCCUCAGCAACAGUCGUACGCUUCCGACUGGAACCGGUUUGGUGGGGGCGGCUGGAGGGGCGGAGUCCCGGGUGCUCAGGCACGCGCGGGCUGACGUGGGCGCGCGCUCCCUCGCCGGGUCGGGCAGCCUGGGCGUGGGCUGGACUGAGCGCCUCGCGCGCGUGCGCACCCGCCCCGCCGGGCGCGCGCGACGGGCCACGUGCCGAGAGGGCCGCGCGCGCCCCCGCCCGCCCCGGGAGUCCCGAGAGACGCGCGCGCGCCUCUGA